Molecule: messenger RNA, 985 nt
Organism: Ooceraea biroi (clonal raider ant)
Lineage: Eukaryota; Metazoa; Arthropoda; Insecta; Hymenoptera; Formicidae
Gene: Phyhd1
Product: Phytanoyl-CoA dioxygenase domain containing 1
Source: RefSeq, a predicted model, not a curated record
UGUAAUCAACAGUUUGAGAAAAAUGGCUACGUCGUCCUGGAGGACUUCUUUCGACCGGAGGAGAUCGAGGAACUUGGGACUUCCGGAGAGGAAUUCACAAAUAAGCUGCCACCUGAAGCGGAACGAAAGAUAUUUAACACGAUAGAUUUACAACAGAAUAAGGAUCAGUAUUUCUUGGACAGCGCAAACAAGAUAAGUCUCUUCUUCGAGGCUGAGGCUCUGGAAGAAGACGGGAAAUUGAAAGUUCAUCCGAGGGUGUCGUUGAACAAAAUAGGCCAUGCUCUCCACUGGUUGCAUCCUACCUUCAAAAAGUACACUUUCGACGAAAGAGUCAAAGAAGCAGCGUUCCAACUCGACUACCAAGAGCCAGCGGUAUGCCAAUCGAUGUACAUUUACAAAAAUCCUGGGACAGGAUCGGAAGUUACGAUGCAUCAGGACGCUUCGUACUUGUACACCGAACCGGUGAAGCUCGUGGGUUUCUGGAUCGCGUUGGAGGAUGCGACGCAGGACAACGGAUGCCUGUGGAUCGCUCCGGGUUCGCACCAGAGCGGGGUGCACAGGCGUUACGUGAGGAACAAGGAUCCGAAUUCGCGAGAAUUGCUCGUCUACGACAGCGCGGCGCCCUGCUAUCCACUGAGCAAUUUCCGGCCGGUGCCGGUGCGCAAAGGAGCGUGCAUCCUUAUCCACGGUCAAGUGGUUCACUUCUCUUACCCGAACAAGAGCGAGAAGUCGAGGCACGCCUACACGUUCCACGUGAUCGAAACGAAACACGUGUCCUACUCGAAGGAGAACUGGCUUCAGCCGCCCACCGGCGGUUUCCCGAGUCUUUACAGGAAUUAGAUAAUCGUACUCGUUAAGAACAAUCGUCCGUCGUGCUUUUUUGCUGCCUGGUUAUAUUUCUCAGAAUGUUUACUCUUUACACCGUAUAAGAAAAUUACUGUCGACCCGGAAUACAAUUUAGAAACAAUAAAAUGGAUGUUUUCAC